AUGGGUUUGUUAGGGAAGGAUCACUGCAUAAGGUGUGAUAGAGGAGGGGAUGUCUUAGUCUGUAGUUCUAGUACCUGUCCUCUGGCUAUUCAUGAGAAAUGCUUGGGUUUUCCUGUUGAAAUUGAUGAAAAGAGUAAGUUCUACUGCCCCUAUUGUGUGUACACACAAUUAGUUGAAGACUCGCGUCAAGCUAAGGAAAAGGUUAUGUCAAGAAAGAAAGCUUUGUUGGUUUUCUUAGAUGGGAAGUUGAUGAAUGGAGACUGCCAGCCACAAGAAUUGGGAAAUUCCCAUUGUAAAGAACAAACUCAUCAAUUAGAUGCCAGAAAUAUCUGUAAUCCUCAUUCAGAAGAUGAUGAAAAUCAACCUAACAAGGUUAAUUCCCCUAAGCAUAUUCUCCUAGACAAAGAUGGCCAACAAGACAGAGUAGCUGCUGAUUGUAGCAAGUGUUUUCCACAAUCUCGAGAAGCUGAUGUAUUAUGUCAGGGAAAUCAUUGUGAUGGUUUAGGUACUACAUAUGGGGACAUUGUCAAAACAAGUGAUAAGCAUGAUCCCAAAUUGGUGGCAGGACAUCAAACAUUGUCGGGACCUAUAGUUGCUUGUGGUCAGGAUCGUGUGGAUUCUGAAGACGAGGAAUCAGUAAAGCGGUUCAAAAUGGUAAAAAUUGGUAAGAAAGUUCGAUUACAGCCUCAACUAAAAUGUGAUGGCUACCAACCUCAGAAACAUCUUGAAAUUCACUUUGAGGCCAAUCAUUUUCCAUUGCUGCCUUCUGAAGAUGAGGAAACAGGAAAGAGGUUCAAAAUGGCAGAAAUUCACAAAAAUAUUUCCUUAGAACCUCAACAGAAAGAUGUCAUAUACCAACCUCGGAGACAGGUUAAAUAUCAGCUGGAGGGCAACCAUUUCGUUGAUCCCCUUGUAUCAAGAGAAGAAAAUCUUUCAAAAGCUAGAAAGGUGGGUAAUGAUGCAAGGAUUGUUCAGGAGGCUAUCGUCAAUAAUGAAGGAAGAAAACAGGUUGAGGGACAGGUAAACAAAACUUCUGCAUCUUCACAGAGUGACCUUGCAUUGCCGGUGCAUUUGUUGGAGGAAAGGGGGUCUGGGGCUGAUGCUUCGAUGUGCACUGACUCUGAGAGUUCUGUAACUGGGAAACGAUGUAAAUAUGAUGGUGACAGAAGAGACAAGUCCUCGAAUGAAAACUGCUUGGGGAUUUUUCGAAAUUCAGCUGCAGGAUUGAGAGCUUAUGUUGAUACGUUAGAGAAAAUUGUUGCUGCCAGAGAGUCAAGAAAACUAAUUAAGCCAGCUUCAACAAUUGACUUGUUUUCUAGUGGGAGACGUAAAAGCUUGCCAUGGACAGAUGAGGAGGUCAAUAUGCUUCAGGAAAGUGUCAGAAUUUUCUCGACCAGUAUGAACAAGAAUAUCCCUUGGAGUAAAAUACUGAGCUUCGGCCGGCAUGUCUUUGAUGGAACUCGUAAUCCAGUUGAUCUCAAGGAUAAAUGGAGGAGGUUGACCAAAGAGAGAUAA
This is a messenger RNA of Oldenlandia corymbosa var. corymbosa, 1515 nucleotides long. NCBI's taxonomy places the organism in Eukaryota, Viridiplantae, Streptophyta, Magnoliopsida, Gentianales, Rubiaceae. The record is from the annotation of a GenBank genome assembly.